AAAACUUUAGUAAACAAACCGGUGAAAUUUUUAAAAGAAUUAUUUUUAAGCCGUAAUGAGCUCAAAAGAUAUUCAGGAAUUAAUAAAUAAAGCUUUAGCUUUAAAGGAGACAGAUAUCGAUGCAUCAAAGGCAUUGAUUCUUACAGCGAAAACUUUAUUCCCACAGAAUUUCGAAAUAUUCUUUACAGAUUAUCAAUUACAAAAAGCAUCUGGAAAUUGCCAUGAAGCAGCAAAAAGUUUCAGUUAUAUUGUCUUGUUCUUCGAUAAUCCAGAAAUUCUCGAGGAAAUCAAAGUUUUGGUUAAUGCUUUGAAGAUGGCAGAUAAAAAUGAAAAAAUAUCACAAGAAGCGGAAUUUUAUGUUAACAUGUUUCAAUAUUUUGCAAAUGGACCAGCAGGACAGAAGAUCAUCAUGUUAUUGAAUUCAGAUUCUGAUUCUGAUUUCACCUACAUUCGUAUCAUGAAGAAAUUUUCAAAGAAUUUUAAUCUUUCCAUUCAUGCGCCAAGAUUACUUGAAAAGAUUCUCACUGGAAUUAGCGUGUCACCAAAUGAGUCUACAGAACUGUUAGUAAGAGAAGUUCUUCCACUUAUGAUGAAUGAACAAAAUAUUGAACUUCCAGUUGAUCUCGUCAAUCACGUUCUCGACAUUGUGUUUAAAUAUUACAUCGCAAAGUUUUGGGAUUCCUCAGAUAUCAAACCACAUGUCAUUGAACAAAGUCGUGCAAGUAUCAUUGAACUUUUUGAAUGGGUGGGAAAAUUAUUGAAAUGGGAACCGUUUCAAUACAAUCCGUCAUGGACGAAAGAUUUCUUCUGGCAAAAAUUGAAGCAAAUUGAAAAUGUCGCGUGUGAUGUUAAACAAAUAUUUUAUCUCACAUGUUUCCUUUUCUUUGUGUCGGUUCAAGACUACCUUUCAAGUACAAAAUUGAAGAUUGACAGCCAGGACGUUCAAUUUAUUCUUGUCGAUGGUUUAUCAGAUUUAAUGGAGUCACCACCUUUAAUGAAUAUUCUUCAUGAAUCGCCAUUCCCAUCCGAAGCAGCAGUUUCAUUUGUCACUGCUUUCAAAGCUCAAGAUCUUCUUCAACGCAAUGUAAUUUUCUUCAAAGACUUUAAUCAACUUCUCUUCGAUCUUAACAUCACAAGACAUAUCAACAGAAUUGUUGUUGAUUUUGCAAUUUAUUUAAGAAGUAAUACAGAUUCUUACAAUCUCAUCAAUAACAGCAAAUUAAGUAAUCUUGAGAAGAACAUUCGAAUGUUGAGUCUUGUCAUAAACGCUCCGAAUACAACACGAGAGGUGUUUGAUCACAUUCGACUCAUAAUGACAGAUUUGCCAACAAUUUCUGGAGUUUUCCUCAAAAAUCUUGCAUGUGAUCGAAGUUUUUUGUUUCUGCCAUUGACGAGAAAUGCAAUUGUUCAAUAUUGCACGAGAAUCAUCAUCAGUGCACUGAAAAGAAAAUUGUUCAAAGAUCCAACAAAAGUCGAUGAUUAUCAACUUGGAAGUCUGCUCGUUUUACUUCAGUUGGAAUUUUAUGAAAAUAUUCCUUUGGUUGAGCAUAUCUUUGAAAUAAUUCGAGUAAAGGGCUUGGAUUUUCCUUUAUUCCACUCUUUCAUAAUCAACAUUGACAUGAUUGAAGAGUUUAUGAAUUUAUGGCGUGGACAUGAAGUCAUCUUGCGAUUAUCCUCUUCAACUUCAACUCCAUCAACUCAACGAAGGAUCGGAACUCGCGGUGCUGAUAAGAAUGUGAAAGAAGACUUCAAACAAAUUAUAAAGCAACAAGUUCUAAGGAGUGGUGAAGAUGUCGUCAGCUUAGUUAUUCAAUUUAUUGAACAAGAAAAUUUAAAUCUUCUGCAGAACUUAACAACAUUUUGAGCUGAAAAGAAAUUUAAUGACGAAAGUAAAUAAAAGUAAAUUUUUGAGAAAGAAAAAUCGAGCAGUUUUCCAAUAAUGCGCCUUUCCGAACAUUUUCUGCUUUCCAGUUGCGAUUGUUCGUUGUUUAGUUUCAAUUUAGGCUCGUCGCGUGUUAAAAGUGUUUUUAUUUCACUUCGCAGAAAAAUGUAAAUUCAGUUUGAGUUUGAAGACCUUUCGAUAGAAAUCAAGCACAAAAAUUUUAAUUAAUUGAGAUGGUCAUAAUACAAGUUCAAAGUGAUGAACAU
This is a messenger RNA of Clunio marinus, 2148 nucleotides long. NCBI's taxonomy places the organism in Eukaryota, Metazoa, Arthropoda, Insecta, Diptera, Chironomidae. The record is from the annotation of a GenBank genome assembly.